Messenger RNA from Ananas comosus (pineapple), 1446 nucleotides. RefSeq names its product growth-regulating factor 4-like. The transcript is spliced from 5 exons. Lineage: Eukaryota; Viridiplantae; Streptophyta; Magnoliopsida; Poales; Bromeliaceae. Gene Ontology annotation, biological process: regulation of DNA-templated transcription; DNA-templated transcription; developmental process. The record is from RefSeq and is a predicted model, not a curated record. Gene Ontology annotation, cellular component: nucleus. Bases 1 to 1173 code for a protein of 390 amino acids. Gene Ontology annotation, molecular function: ATP binding.
AUGGCGAAACUUUCUCCGUCUUUCUCACCCGCUGGUGACCGCACCCGCUCUUCUCGCCCGCUUUCUGCCGCCAUCUCGGCGGGCUGCUGCUGCUGCUCGGCGGCGGCGGCGGCGGCGGGGGCGAGGUGGAGGGCGCCGUUCACGGCGGCGCAGUGGGAGGAGCUGGAGCAGCAGGCGCUCAUCUACAAAUACCUGGUGGCCGGGGUGCCCGUACCCCCCGAUCUCCUCCUCCCCAUCCGCAGGAGCUUCGAUUCCGUGGCCAUGGCCCCCAGAUUCUACCACCACCCUACUCUCGGUUACUGCUCCUACUUUGGGAAGAAGCUGGACCCGGAGCCGGGGCGGUGCCGCCGGACUGACGGCAAGAAGUGGCGGUGCUCGAAGGAGGCGUACCCUGACUCCAAGUACUGCGAGCGCCACAUGCACCGGGGCCGAAACCGUUCAAGAAAGCCUGUGGAAUCUCCGCAGCCGUCUUCUGUCUCGCACUCUGCAGCUACUCAGCAUUCCCCCUCGGCCUCGACCGUCACAACUGUCGUACCUUCCGGAAGCAGCGGAGGGAACGGCGGCGGCACCUGCGGAAGCUUCCAGAGCAAUCCCCUGCACUCCAUCGCCGGUGGCAGCAGCAAUAGCGCCUUCACCAUCGGCUCGUCUCAGCUGCAGAUGGAGCACGCUGCCUACGGAACAGCCGGCAGCAGCAAAGAUUUUAGGUAUGCUUAUGGAGCUGGAGCCGCAUUGGAGGAGCACAGCCUGUUCUCAGAAGCUUCUGGAAGUCUAAGGGGCCUGGCAAUGGACUCUUCACUGGAUAGCUCGUGGCGCGUAUUGCCUUCACAAAUUUCCCCCUACUCCCUCUCAACAGCAAGGGGUGGGACCACAUUGGACAGUGGCAACUAUCCUCAGUUUGCUGCGCUCCCAGAUAUGGGUCACUCACUCUCAAGGCCUGACCGACCCCAGCUUUCCUUUUUUGGCAAUGAGUUUGGAUCAGAUGAGUCAGUGAAGCACGAAAGCCAAACACUCCGACCUUUCUUUGAUGAGUGGCCGAAGGGAAGGGAUUCAUGGACAGAUAUUGAUGAAGAGAGAUCAAACCGAGUCUCUCUCUCCACAACGCAACUCUCAAUCUCCAUCCCUAUGACAUCCUCUGACUUUGCUACCAGUUCCGGAUCCCCUCUGAAUGAUUGAAGGCCAUAAAAGGUUUCGUUGUGAAGUCUGGGCGCGGGGGCGUGCUUAGUGAUCCUGGCUCGUCUAUUCUGUGGCUUUUCUGGCAGUAGUUUUAACUUUUCCUUUAAAUGCUUUUAUUUAUAAUCAAGUUCUUGUGAAUUGUCUGAGUUGACAUUGGUUAUUAGGAAUGUGUUCAUGGAUGGCUCCAUGGGAGUUGUAUUGUUUGGCUUGACAUUUAAAUCUCAUGUCUUAUUUUACAAAUAUAGAUAAUAUGCUCGAGUAUGUUUGUUUAAA